CGUUGCCACAGCGACGCCGACGCCAUGGCCGCCGUGCCCGGGCCGCUGCAGCCCGCCGAGGCUGAGGCGCUGGUGCGGGCCCUGCAGGGCUCCGAACUGAGGGACAUCGGCAGUCAGGGAUGGCUUCGGCAGCACGAGUAUGUGGAGAAGCUCAACAUGCACGGCAUCCUGAGCGCCUCAGCGGGCCAGGAGCAGCUCCUCACCGAGCUGCUGGUCACCCAUGCCAAGAUUCCUGUUCUCAUUGGGGAGCUGAUCUCUGUGGAGAUCUGGAAGCACAAGAUCUUUCCCGUGCUGUGCCGGCUGGAGGACUUCAAGCCAAGAAGCACCUUCCCCAUCUAUGUGGUGCUGCACCAUGAAGCCUCCAUCAUCAACCUCCUGGAGACAGUGUUCUUUUACAAGGAGAUCUGUGAGUCAGCAGAGGACAGCAUUCUGGAUUUGAUUGAUUAUUGCCACCGCAAGCUGACCCUGCUGGCAGCUCGGAGCACCAAGGCACAAGCAGUGACCUCAGCAGAGCUUCGUGCUGAGCGUCUGGCCAGCCCCUCAUCCAUGCAGGAGCUGCAGAAGCAGGCAGAGAUGAUGGAGUUUGAGAUUUCCCUGAAGGCCCUGUCCGUGCUGCGGUUCAUCACUGACCAGGUGGGCAGUCUGCCCCUGAGUGCACUGACACGGAUGCUGAAUACCCACAACCUGCCGUGCAUCCUUGUCGAGCUGGUGGAGCACUGCCCCUGGAGCUGUUGGGAAGCAGGCAAGCUCAAGAAGUUUGAGAAUGGCACAUGGCACGUGGUGCCCCCUGAGGACCAGGUGAAGAUGACCAAACUUGAUGGGCAGGUGUGGCUUGCCCUCCUCAACCUGCUGCUCAGUCCUGAGUGCCAGCACAAAUACCGCUUCGAUGGCUUCAACAAGAGCCAGCUCCUCAAGCUCCGUGCAUUCCUGACAGACAUCCUCAUUGACCAGCUGCCCAACCUGGUGGAGAUGCAGAGAUUUCUGAGUUACCUUGCAGUGACGGACCCUGCUCCCCCCAAAAAGGAUCUCAUCCUAGAGCAGGUUCCUGUUAUCCGGGACCAUGUCCUCAAGAAAAACUCAGGGAAGUGGGAGGCCAUUGCCAAGCACCAGGUGAAGCAUGCCUUCAGCCCCACUGAGGAGGAGCUGAAGCUCCAGGCACGCAGGUGGGCACAGACCUACAGCCUGGACAUGAUGGAGGCUCUGGCCCCUGACAAGCCCCGCUGCAGGGUGUGUGGUGUGGAAGCAGCCAAGCGCUGCUCUCGCUGCCGGAACGAGUGGUACUGCACACGGGCCUGCCAGGUCCAGCACUGGCAGAAGCACAAACCUGCCUGCAACCUGAUGGCUGAGGUGUCAAGGAGUGUGGAUGACCUGUAAGUGAAGUCGUGUAUGGCAUGUGGCCCGUGGCUCAGAGAGGCAGAGAUUCCCCCAAUGUGGAGCCCACAGCUGGAAAGAAGCUGGCAAAGGCCCCUUCCACCUGCUCCCUGCCGCAGGGAGCACUAGCCAGGGUCAGCCUCUCCUCUCCCACCACCCCACCAUGCUGCUUUCCCCAAUAAACCUCCUUGUGCAUCCCAGAGCUGCUUUCCUUCUGCUUUUUCUCUCCUAGCUGAAGAUAACAACUGCAUCCUCCCCUCCCUUCCACACAGUAAGAGGCAUGUGUCUAUUUUCCCCUCUGCAACAAAUUAAUCCCAGAUAAUCCAAAAAAGCCUGUAAGG
This is a messenger RNA of Cinclus cinclus, 1712 nucleotides long. RefSeq names its product zinc finger MYND-type containing 10 (gene ZMYND10). Gene Ontology annotation, biological process: motile cilium assembly; outer dynein arm assembly; inner dynein arm assembly. The record is from RefSeq and is a predicted model, not a curated record. Bases 25 to 1374 code for a protein of 449 amino acids. Lineage: Eukaryota; Metazoa; Chordata; Aves; Passeriformes; Cinclidae. The transcript has 12 exons. Gene Ontology annotation, cellular component: cytoplasm; centriolar satellite.